Trichosurus vulpecula (common brushtail) is the source of this 3062-nucleotide messenger RNA. RefSeq names its product antigen peptide transporter 1-like. Bases 275 to 2401 code for a protein of 708 amino acids. Lineage: Eukaryota; Metazoa; Chordata; Mammalia; Diprotodontia; Phalangeridae. Gene Ontology annotation, molecular function: ATP binding; ABC-type oligopeptide transporter activity; ATP hydrolysis activity. The transcript has 11 exons. Gene Ontology annotation, biological process: transmembrane transport. Gene Ontology annotation, cellular component: membrane. The record is from RefSeq and is a predicted model, not a curated record.
GGUCGGGCGCUUUUGGCAGGGGCGAAUUAAACUAACCACGGUAGCUUUCGGUUUCUUUUCCUGGAAACGGCUUCUCUUCUCGCUGCGGAUCAUCCUGGCCCUUUUCUUUGCCUGAGGUUAUCUGAGACUGGCGGCGGCCAGCCCCUUCCUCUCUCUAUUCUUACCCUUGUCUUCUCAGGACCCAGAGUCUGACACUCCCUGGACUCAGACCCUUAGCUAAAGGGCGGAGAGACACAGAGGAACCCAGCUCAGGACCCCGGACAGCGCCCCGCCCAUGGCUGGCUCUCGAUUUCUGGGGUCCCUCCAAAGCCCCAGAACUCUUUCUGGGGGUCCAUGGGCGCUGCUGCUGCUGUUGCUCAUUGAUUGGGGGCUGCUCCGUCCGGCACUGCCUCAGCUCCUGCUCUUUCUCCUGCCAUCUGGACCUCCCCUGCUCCGGCUCUGGGUGGUCGGCCUGGGCCGUUGGGGAAUGUUGUGGCUGGGGGUACGCUGGACCACUAACCAGGAAGGGGUCGGCGCUAAAAGCUGGAGGACUACGCUGGGGACUCUGACAGCAGCGCUGGGGUUGGCGCUGCCCGGGCUCGCCUCCUUCAGAGCUCUAGGAGUGGGGGAGGCUCCGAGCGGUGGAGGUGGGGCCGGACUGCUGCACUGGGGGAGCCGGUUCGACGCUUUCGCUCUCAGCUAUGCCGUGGCACUGCCGGCACUUGUCCUGUGGCAGAUACUUGGAAUUCUUUGGGUGCCCCUGGGUUCCACGGGCUCAGGGUCCAUCCUGCACCGGCUGCUGGGCUUCCUGGGCCCAGAACUGCGUCGCUUCCCACUAGUGAUGUUCUUCCUCCUGUUGUCCUGUCUAGGAGAGAUGGCUGUCCCAUUCUUCACUGGUCGCUUCACAGACUGGAUCCUACAGGAUGAAGCAGCAGCUAUUUUCACCCAAAACAUUGCUCUCAUGUCGAUCCUCACGCUAGCCAGUGCUUUGUUAGAGCUCUUUGGUGAUGGAAUUUAUAAGUACUCAAUGGGCAAGGCCCACAGCAACCUUCAGGGACAAGUGUUCCGGGCUGUGCUUUCCCAGGAGAUUGACUUUUUUCAACAGAACCAAACAGGUGCUAUCACCUCUCGGGUGUCAGAGGACACAGCCAUGCUGAGUGAGUCCCUGAGUAAGGAGCUAAACCUUCUCUUGUGGUACUUGUUUCGAGGACUGUGUCUGCUGGGACUUAUGCUCUGGGGGUCCCCAACACUCACCCUGGUCACACUUUUUGCUUUGCCUGUGCUCUUCUUUGUGCCCAAGGAACUGGGCAAGUGGCGUGAGUCUCUGGCAGUCCAAGUGCAGACAUCCUUGGCAGACUCGAGCCAGGUGGCUGUGGAGGCACUGUCUGCUAUGCCCACAGUCAGAAGCUUUGCCAAUGAGGAAGGAGAGGCACGGAGGUUUGCCCAUCAGCUACAGAAGACACAGAAACUUAACCAGAAGGAGGCACUGGCCUAUGCUGUCAGCAUGUGGGCCACCGAUAUCCAGUUUACCACGGCUGUUAAGGUGCUGCUCUCCACUAUUCCCAGCGUACAGAAGGCUGUGGGAUCCUCAGAGAAGAUCUUUGAGUACUUAGAUCGGAUACCUCAAUGCCCUUCCAGCGGUCCCCUGGCACCUCAUAACCUGCAUGGCCUUGUAGAGUUCCAAGAUGUAUUCUUUGCUUACCCCAGCCACCCAGAUGUCUUGGUCCUCCAGGGAGUGAAAUUCACUCUGUACCCUGGGAAAGUGACAGCUCUAGUGGGGCCCAAUGGGGCUGGGAAGAGCUCAGUGGCUGCAUUGCUGCAGAAUCUGUAUCAGCCCACAGGGGGCCAGCUGCUGCUGGAUGGAAAGCCAUUGCCCCAAUACCAGCAUCAAUACCUGCACUCACAGGUGGCUGCAGUGUCACAAGAGCCACAGCUGUUUGGUCGGAAUCUAUGUGAAAACAUAGCCUACGGGCUGGGCCAGAAGCCAGAGCUGGAGGAGAUCAUGAAGGCUGCCAGGGAGGCUGGAGCUCACAGUUUCAUCUCUCAGUUGCCCCAGGGCUACUAUACAGAGAUAGGAGAGUCUGGGAGCCAGCUGUCAGGUGGUCAGAGGCAAGCGGUGGCCCUGGCUCGGGCUCUGAUCCGGAACCCCCGGGUCCUCAUCUUAGAUGAUGCCACCAGUGCCCUGGAUACAGACAACCAGUUAAGGGUGGAGCAACUAGUGUAUGAGGCCCCCAGGAGGGCCUCUCAGGCAGUGUUACUCAUCACCCAGCAUCUCAGCUCUGUGGAAAGGGCUGAUCAUAUACUCUUCCUGGAGGAUGGGGUCAUUCAGGAGAGUGGGACCCAUAGGCAGCUCAUGGAGCUAAGAGGCCGAUACUGGACCAUGGUGGAAGGCACAGGUGGGAACUCAGAUCCUCAGGAAUGAGGGACAUACUCCAAUUCCCAUUAUGGGAGAAGCUUCUUCUCUCAGCUCCUGAAGUUGGAAGGACAGAGGAAGAGUUUCAGACUCGUUUUUGCCACAUGAUAUGAUUUGGCAGUUCCAGAAACAGUUUCCACACCACGAUUAUACUCCUACUAGUUAUGUUGACAUCAUCAACAUCCAUUCCUUUGGUUUAAGGUUUUCUACUUGUGGCUCCCCUUUUAAAUUACAAGUGCUAGUGGAGGGAAAGGCAAAGAAGCCUUUGAUAGGAACAACUUAGUGGGAAUUCAUUCAUUCUUUGAACAAGCAUUUAUUAAGCACCAACUUUGUGCCUGCACUGUUCUAGGCACUGAAGAAAUGAAGGCAGAAGCAAAACACUCCCUGGCCCCAAGGAAAUUAUCUUUUACUACUGCCUAGUUUUAGAGCUUGCCAAGGAUGGAUAACAACAGUAGUUAUCAGUCAUAGUUUAUAGAGCCAGAGUUCAAGGUCUUUGAGUUGAAAGGGCACAGAAAGUGAAGAAUAAAGUUACCAGAAAGGUUGACUGGGAUGUCUCCAUAUACACUGUGGUGAUAGGGGCAUUGCAGGAUAAAUUCUCUAUUCAGCUGACACAGAAGGAUUGUAGAAAUGGUUGAUGCUGAGAAUAAACUUGGUAUUUUCUUAAGUUUUC